This is a messenger RNA of Solea solea (common sole), 2185 nucleotides long. It is a transcript of the gene plrg1, whose product is annotated as pleiotropic regulator 1. NCBI's taxonomy places the organism in Eukaryota, Metazoa, Chordata, Actinopteri, Pleuronectiformes, Soleidae. Gene Ontology annotation, cellular component: precatalytic spliceosome; Prp19 complex; catalytic step 2 spliceosome. The record is from RefSeq and is a predicted model, not a curated record. Gene Ontology annotation, molecular function: protein binding. Bases 144 to 1682 code for a protein of 512 amino acids. Gene Ontology annotation, biological process: mRNA splicing, via spliceosome. The transcript has 15 exons.
CGGGGUAUUCAGUCGUCGCGUUGUGGCGGUGGUGGUCAUGUUUUCACGUUUGUGAGACAAUUACUAGCGUGAGAGAGCGACAUUGACUGGGAUUAAUAUUUUACUUCAGCUGCUGCGUUUUGUCAGGAGAUUUAUCAUCAAAGAUGGCUGAGGACGUCCAGAAGCACUCAGUCCACACACUGGUCUUCAGAUCUCUCAAAAGAACUCACGAUAUGUUUGUGUCCGACCAAGCGAAACCCAUCUCACAGGACGAUGAGAGCCACAAACUGAAGAUGGACGUGAAACUCAAGUCAGACUACAUGGCGGUUUUACACAUGCCUGUCCUGAAGGAAGGGAAAGACAGAGUCCCACAUCUUCCUGGCAGCAUGCACGGCCACCAGAGCUAUGCACAGCCAGAUGACCCAGAAUACCUGAUCACUGGGACACAUGCGUACCCCUCUGCACCUGGAGUGGCCCUGACUGCAGACACGGCGAUGCACAGGAACCCCAGCGAGGGAGGAAUCCAUUCUAUGGCAUUGGCUUUGUUGCCCUCACAAGCCAGGCUGGACGCAAGCCGCACAGCAGCCAGUGUUGGUGAUAUUCAUCGACACGCUGGAGCAACAGAGAGAUCUCACCUUCACUCAACUGCCGUGUCGCUUCUGGAAGGAGGCGGUACCAGAAAUUCUGCGCUCAUAAGGAAAGCACCAACAAUGCCGAAACCCCAGUGGCAUCCACCAUGGAAACUGUCUCGGGUCAUCAGUGGUCACCUUGGCUGGGUGAGAUCCAUCGCUGUAGAACCUGGGAAUCAGUGGUUUGUCACAGGCUCGGCUGAUAGAACCAUAAAGAUUUGGGACCUGUCCUCUGGAAAGCUGAAGCUCUCUCUGACUGGACACAUUAGCACAGUGCGAGGUGUGGCCGUCAGCACCCGCAGUCCAUACCUGUUCUCCUGUGGUGAAGACAAGCAAGUCAAAUGUUGGGAUCUGGAGUACAACAAAGUCAUCAGGCACUACCACGGUCACCUGAGUGCUGUGUAUGACUUGGAUCUACAUCCGACCAUUGAUGUGCUGAUGACGUGCAGUCGGGAUGCCACAGCACGGGUGUGGGACAUCAGGACGAAGGCUAACGUGCACACACUAACUGGCCACACCAACACUGUGGCCACAGUGAGAUGCCAAGAAGCAGAGCCACAGGUCAUCACUGGCAGCCACGAUUCAACAAUCAGAAUGUGGGAUUUGAUUGCUGGAAAGACCAGAACAACCCUAACCAACCACAAGAAGUCUGUCCGAACUCUGGUGCUGCACCCCAAGCUAUACACAUUUGCAUCAGGUUCUGCUGACAACAUCAAGCAGUGGAAGUUCCCCGAUGGCAACUUCAUUCAGAACCUGUCUGGCCACAACGCCAUCAUCAACACGCUGGCUGUUAACUCGGACGGCGUUUUGGUGUCAGGAGCUGACAAUGGAACCAUCCACAUGUGGGACUGGAGGACGGGCUACAACUUCCAGAGGAUCCACGCCGCUGUGCAGCCAGGAUCUCUGGACAGCGAGUCGGGCAUCUUUGCCUGCUUGUUUGAUAAAACAGAGAGCAGAUUGAUCACCGCCGAGGCCGACAAGACCAUAAAAGUGUACAAAGAGGACGACACAGCUACGGAAGAAAGUCAUCCAGUCAACUGGAAACCAGAAAUCCUCAAGAGAAAAAGAUUCUAAUAUUUUGUGUUGUUUUUUUUUUUAUUUCACAGUAGCAAUUGUAAAUUUUCCAUCACAUUUUGCUUAGUGCUUUGUCAUGCAGCAGAUUUCUUCCUCAACAAAUGUGUCUUUGACAGAAGCAAACACAUCUUACUCAAAAAUAAACACGAGGUUUGACUGCUUCAUUCUAAAAACCACUUGCAGUCUUCGUUGUAGGACGUCAGUCCAGUGAAGCGGCCAUUUUGAACUGCCAGGAACCUCCCUGUGCGUUUGUUCUUGAUGACGACAGCUCUCUUAUGGCUCUGGUCCGUCUGGUCCACCAGAAGUAGCCACUCUUCGGAGACAGAGGGACUGGCCUCAGAGUGGAUCUGGUUUCUGUUUGAGUCAAACCCUGCAGAUGGAAAGACAUCUUUUUUUUUUGUACUCAAAAAGAGCUUUAAAAAAAAAACAUGGCAUUGUCCCUUUUUUCUGGAUAGCAAUGUGAUGUUUAUUUUGCUCCAUUUAAUAAAGACAGUUAUUGUUUA